AUGGAUGAAGCUGGGAAGAAAAGAAGAUUGGAUAUUCAAGAGUUAGAAGAAAUCAGGAACGAUGCUUACGAGAACGAGACAAUCUAUAAGGAGAAGACGAAAGCGUUUCACGAUAAGAUGAUCUUGCGAAAGGUAUUCACUACUGGUCAAAAGGUACUCUUAUAUCACUCUCGUUUCAAACUUAUUUCCGGUAAAUUGAGUUCUCGUUGGGUGGGACCUUUUAUUGUUAGUAACGUGUUUGAUCAUGGUGCUAUAGAAAUUAAGAGUGAACAAUCAGGAAAGAUUUUUAAGGUAAAUGGUCACCGUCUCAAACCAUUUUACGAAGGGUUUCAUGUUACAAAUGAAGAAGUGGAGGCUUGUGUAUCCGCUUGGGAGUAG
Molecule: messenger RNA, 378 nt
Organism: Lactuca sativa (garden lettuce)
Lineage: Eukaryota; Viridiplantae; Streptophyta; Magnoliopsida; Asterales; Asteraceae
Source: RefSeq, a predicted model, not a curated record